CACAUCAUCACCUGGUUGGCUGUACUCCACCGUCCCUUUCUUUCCGGCCGGCAAUCUCAUCCUUCCAAACCACCCCAUCCUCUCGGGCGUCCGUCCCCUUGCCUUCUGGAGCAGCUCUGCCACAACUUCCAACUGAAUGCCACGCAAAGUCCGCCACCUUUCGCCCCCGUCAUCUUACUACUCCCUUACAAGCAUCAAACUAAACCUCCUCCUAUAUCAUCACAAAACCCCUCCUUCUAUCUGCCUCCAAACCGAUAACAACCCAUCCACAGCUCCUGCAAUUAACCUCGCAUUUUUCUUCUCCUGAUCCUUUACUCGUCAUAAGCUAUAGCAAGGCCAUGGAAGAGUCGAAGGACGCCGAGCCGAGCGCGCGGGUGCAAAUCGUCGAGCAGUCCGAUGGAUUCGGCAUCGUGAUUGGCGACAGCCAUGGCUCCAGCUUUUUUGGGCCUCAGAGAGCGAUAAGCGACCUGCGGAGCAUCAACAGCGACGAUGCUGCCGGCCCCUCCGGAAGGAGGCAUGGCGACGACGCCCCUGAGAAGAAGCUGACGCUCUUCGCCCUCCGCCUCGCCGUUCUUGAGAAGGCUGCCAGUGGCCUCGGCGCGUUGGGAUUCAUCUGGGCCACCGUCGUCCUCCUCGGCGGCUUCGCCAUCACUCUGGAACGGAAGGACUUCUGGUGCAUCACCGUCAUCCUCCUUAUCGAAGGCACCCGGAUAUUCAGCAGGAGCCACGAGCUCGAGUGGCAGCAUCAGGCCACCUGGUCCCUCGCCCAGGCCGGCCGGUCCAGCUUCCGCGCCAUCAAGUCCAGCUCCCAACUCUUCUUCCAUGCGCUCCUGACCAUCUUCCGGCCGUUCCCGAUCGAAAGCGGGAGAAUCGCCGGCGACGUAGGAAAAGUCAGCGAGGCCCCGAGGCGAGGCGUUGCGGCGCGGCGGACAUGGCAUACCUCCGACGUCCCCCUCCUCCCCUAUGCCGGCUGGGUCUUCCUCUCCCGCAAUGUCAGCCGACUUCUCUACUGGCUUCAGCUCGUGUCGGCCUCGUCGUGCGUCUCGCUGUCGCUAAUGCGCCUCGUCGAGCAGGACUAUGGAGUGGUACAGGUCGAUGACACCGACAACAAGAAGAACCGGCGGUCGGCGUUGAAUAUUUUCUACGGCCUGGCCCUCGCCGAGGCUCUGUUUUUCCUUGCUGAAAGGGCCUACUUGGAGUGGAAGGUCAGCUACUGCCGACUGCUCGACCAAGUGAGCAUGGAGUGCCACCUCGGUGCCUACGGCAUGGUGUCGAUCAAGAGGUUCUUCUACGAUGCCUACUCGAAAUGCAUCAACGGCAGCAUCUUCGAUGGGCUCAAGAUGGACCUGAUCACCUUUGCUGAGGAGCUCCUCGCCUCGAGCUCCCGUGACGAGCAGCUCAUCGGGGCACGCAUCCUGCUCAAAUUCUCGACCAGCCGCCGGUUCGCCGAUGCCGCACUCCGCAAGAUUGGGACAUCCACCCUGGUCAUCGAGAGGCUGAUUGAGAUGCUGAAUUGGAAGAAUUCAGCUGAGGAGGAGCUCAGGCAGUCGGCUGCGGUCCUUGUCUCGAAGCUUGCUGGGAAGAAGCAGAAUGCGCUCCGGGUCGCAGGGAUUCCAGGUGCCAUGGAGUCCAUCUCGUCAUUGUUGUACACCGGACUACGUUGCUCCGAUGAGGCUGGCCACCGAUGCUUUGUUGCCAACCGACCAAACUGCGAAACCUCAGUCUUCAAUCUAUUGGGUCUGCUGAUCCUUAAGAAGCUCGCAAAUGAUCAUGACAAUUGCGGGAAGAUCGGGCACACUAGAGGCCUGCUAGCUAAGAUCAUAGACUUCACCGGUGGCGGCAGGAGGCUGGGAAGAAAGGAGGGGGUAUCGGAGUCUCAAAUUGAAGCAGUGAAGCGGUCGUUGCAGGUGGUGAAAAUGCUGGCAAGCACACCUGGGAGCACUGGCAGGGCACUUCGUCAUGAGAUAUCAGAGAUAGUUUUCACAGUGAGCAACAUCAGAGAAAUCUUGCAGUAUGGAGAGAACCACAUCAUGCUUCAGAAGUUGGGAAUUGAGAUUCUAACAAGCCUGGCGAUGGACGAGGAGGCGAGGGAGAGAAUUGGGGGCACCGGAGGAAUAGUCAAGGAACUGCUGAGGAUCUUCUUCAGGACUGGCUUUACUGAGGAGCAGAAUUCUGUGAAGGUUGAGGCAGGGGAGGCGCUGGCGAUGUUGGCAUUGGAGAACAAGCAGAAUUGCGACAGGAUUCUGAAGGAGGCUGGUGUCAUGGAGAGGCUCGUGAGCUCUUUAAGCGACCCGGUGCUUCGGAUUCAUUCGUCGAGGAUUCUAAGGAACUUGUGCAGCUACGCUGGGACCGAAUGCUUCUUCCAGCUGAGAGGAGUCACUGCAGGCACUACCAUGGUGCUGAAAGUGAUUUUGGUGGAAGGGAUGGAAUUACUGGAGGUAUCUCUUGGUCUUGCAGUAGAAAUCAUCAAACUCAUGAGUCCUGAAGAAUAUAAUGUGGAACUUGCCAAGGCUGGCAUUAAGGAGACAGAGUUCCCAGAGAAGCUAGUGCAGAUAUUGAACAAGUAUAACUACCCUUCGAUUAAGGUCCCGAGAAUAAGGAGGUUCGUAAUUGAGCUAGCAAUAUGGAUGAUGAAAUCUGAUGGAAGGUAUAUCAGAAUGUUUAGAGAUUUAGGCAUGGAGAAGGAGCUUAAGCAUGUCUUGGAAACCACAUCAGAGCUUGAAUGCUUCAAUGUUUUCUCUGGGAGCGUGGGACUGAGCAGACAUAACACAGCCCUCUGCUCUCUUGUAAACAUUGCAUUAGAGAUGAUGGGCACAAAAUGAAGCCACAUACGCCCAUGUCUUCACUCCUCUUAUAUAUAA
Messenger RNA from Phoenix dactylifera (date palm), 2861 nucleotides. RefSeq lists its product as uncharacterized. Lineage: Eukaryota; Viridiplantae; Streptophyta; Magnoliopsida; Arecales; Arecaceae. The record is from RefSeq and is a predicted model, not a curated record.